UCAGAGUGUUGUUUUCGGUACAACAUUCUUUAGAUUCUCCCUUUUUGCCUAAUCAAUUAUUCCGAAACUAGAAAGAUAAGAAGAAUUCAGAUAAAAAGGAGUGGGAUCGUUCUGUUGACAAACGUUAACCUAGUUAUUUGUACUACUAACAAUAGCUUAUUUGUCAACAGUUUGAUGGAUUCUGACGUCUAUGCUCGAAGAAAAGUAGCUUACAGGAAGUCAGUGCCUUGAUAGAUCAUAAUACGCAGAACCGUACUAUUUUAUCUGGCCUAGAUCAUGCGUUUACGAGAUAUCAAAACCGGCAUGUUAGCGCAUAUUCUCGUUGCUCUGAUUCUGGAAGUCAAAGGGACUGUGAGAUACUUCUCAAUAUGCGACCAUGGCGCUAUUUACAUUGAGGACAAGAUACUUCUUGGUUCGGGUGCGAGCGAAAACCAAACUGGUUACUCGAGCAAUUUGGACUGUUAUCGGGUCGUCCACGCUCCCGUGGGCUGGCGACUCCGUGUUCGGAAAAUACGUCAAGAAAUCAUGGAUUACAGAGACGAAGUUCGAGUGUUCGAUGGUGGCUAUUUCGCUACCCAUGUAAAAGAAGCUCCCAUAAACCCCUUAUCUUGCAAAGACUGUCCUGAGAAGUUCGCAGCGAUGAAUAGUACGGGAAGUGCCAUAUUGGUUUGGUUUACAACUGGGUCUAACAGUGCCUCAAAAGUGAGAUCUGUUUUGGUAGAGAUUUCGGCUAGACCCCCUUCCCCUCGCUGCAAAUGUCCAGCUGUUAUAGAUGGUGGGAUGUCUUGUCAAUUUACUGGAGCAUGGCACGAGCAAAGAGAAAAGAGCUGUAAACUCACUUGCAAGCCGGGAAAACGAUUUGUGGAGAAUGACAUAUACUAUCAUCACUUACAAUGGGGGAGUCCUAUCAAAUGUAAUGUUGAUACUGGGAAAUGGAGAACCACUUUUGCACCUUUUAUAAUUCGCCACAAUGCUUUUUGUCAGGAUGUCACUCUGCCAAAAGGUUUUCAACAAAAAAUCAGUUUCUUUUACCAGAACAUCAGCUGUAAAUCCCUUAACUUGGACGGUCUAACAAAUAAACUGGAAACUUUAAUUAUCACCAAGACUGAACUUGCUGAAUUUGGAACAUGUUUUAAUGUUACGUUGAAAGAGAAAUGCUUUGUUCAACAUCUUAACUUGUCCUGUUUUGAGGAAAAUAAUGUGACAUUGAUCAAUGUUUUGAUCAAAGACAAUACUGCAAGUGCAGCCAUGGGCUUGAGCAGUUUUGAAGAACAAGAAAAAUCUUUGAAAGCCCUUUACUACGGCUCUAGAAGUGGACAGUUUAAGGGGUUCCAUCUUUUGUGGCGUUUAUUAUCCCAGAAUUUUGAUGAGCUUGAAGUCACAGUAAACAGUGUCAACUAUAGUGCAUCAAUAAAUGCAAGCGGUUUGGAGCGCCAACAAUAUUCUAUUGGUAUUUGUAAUAAUGCUUCAGAUGUUUAUGUAAAUAGUGUUGGUUUUUAUUGCACAAAAUGCCCUAAUGGAUAUCAACAUGGAUACUCAGGUUUUGGAAUAUUUGAAUGCAGUGAGUGCAAUAAUGACAGCUCUUGUUUUAACAGCCAGGGCCCAACCCUUACCUAUGAGAACUGCAACACAAGUUGCCCUUUUGGAAUGGGUUACAAUAACUCAUUAGGAUUCUGCGACUGGUGCCCUGAAAACUAUUACCAGGAAUACAACAACGUGACAUUUGCACAGUGCACACCCUGCCCUGGAGGUGCACUCACCCCAUAUGUUGGUGCUAAGAAUGCUACUGAGUGCAUACACCCCUGUGGGAAUGGGACUUAUUUGUAUGUAGACAAAUAUAAGCCUGGUGUUUGUGUGGAUUGUCCAGUAAAUACUUAUAUGGAUGUUGAAAUGCAUGGUAAGAGACAGUGCAAGGCUUGCAGUAUUGGUAAAAUGACGCUUGUGACAGGAUCAGUCAGAAAGGAAGAUUGCAUUGAUAUUUGUGUAUCAGGGAAAUUUCUGAACACCACCACUUUAUCCUGCCAGGUUUGUCCAAAGGGGACUUUCCAGGAAGCAAAUGGUAAAACAGCUUGUAUUCCCUGUACUGGUGGCAAGAUAACUCUUAAUAAUGCAACUAACAGCUCUUCUGGAUGUCUGGAUGCUUGUGCCAUGGGUUCCUACAUGGCCGUGACGGGAUUCCAACAAGGCCACUGUGUACCAUGUCCAGUGGGUACAUACAUGGAUCAGUAUAAGCAUGAUUUUCGAGAGUGCAAACCAUGUGGGUUAGGGAAUAUGACUCUUAGGAAUGGAACAAGUAGCGGCGGUGAUUGCUUACCAAAAUGUCAGCCUGGACGAUUCCUGGACACAACUAAAAAGAUCUGCCUGCCUUGCCCCGAGAAUUAUUUUCAAGAUCGUGAUGGACAGCUGUCGUGCCAUCAAUGCCCUGACAGUCACAUAACAUUGAGAAAUGGCUCAGAUAACUCAUCUCAGUGCAUCCGCACAUGUCCAAAAGGGUCUAUUGUCGUCAAUCAAGGACUUCCUCUCAACUGUAGUCAGUGCCCCCAAGGGAAAUACCAAGACAUUCUAGGAGCAACCCACUGCAAAAUCUGCCCGAAAGGUCAAGGCACUUUAUAUACUGGGAGCCAAAACGCUUCUUUCUGUGUGCUUCCCUGCUCAUAUGGUACCUACCAAGAUGAAUCCAAUCCUGGGCACUGCAAGAAGUGCACAUUUGGCAGUUAUCAAGAUAAAAACACAUCUUUUGAAAUUACUUGCACUCGUUGUCCUGACCCAAAGACCACAACAUUAUAUUUAGGGGCAAGGAAUAUGUCAGAAUGUGUGGGAUUCUGCUCCUCCUCUCCCUGCUACCACGGCGCAAGAUGUGAGAACCGAAAUGGAACAUUUGCAUGCCAAUGCACUCGUGGCCUGGGGGGCAAGCAAUGUCAGAAGGUCUUAGAUGGGGAGGUUGCAGAGAAUCUGACCGUAUCCCUCAAAUUCAUCAGUCUGGCAUGGCAAGAGUCACUUGCCAAUUCAAACUCAGCUGAAUUCCAAGACACAGCUAGAAGAAUAGAAUCUGCUAUUCGUGAAGCAACCAAGAAUGACCCGAAUUUUAGAACAGCUAAAGUGAAGGAGCUGAAGGAAGGCAGUGUGGUUGCCACAGUGGAUAUCACAAGUGUUGCAGAGAACGUUACCAUACAGCCACUAGAGACACUUGAUAAAGCAGUAAGAACUGGGCAACUUGGCGAGCUGUCAGUACAAAACGACAGCCUGAACCUUCUGACCUAUUCGUGUGGACAGCCACUUGGCAUGGAAGAUAUGCGCAUUGCUGACCACCAGAUCAAUGCGUCCAGCUUUAAGGACUACAAUGGGACAAGGCCUUGGGAUGCUCGUCUGCGGCCGGCAGAUGGAUUUUCCUUGAUGGCAUGGGAACCCAGUGUUACAGACCAGAACCAGUAUCUUCAGGUGGACUUUCUGAGUCUGGUACAGAUCACUGCAGUGGCAACACAAGGGAAGAAGUUCACCAGGUACAUCAAGAGCUACACCCUGGCCUUCAGUCUCAAUGGCACAACGUGGACUACGUACAAGGACACAGCUGGGAAUAUGAAGAUCUUUAAUGGCAACACAGAUUACUACAGCGUGGUAAAAACCACUCUACACACCCCACGAAUAGCCCGCUUCAUACGACUACAGCCAGUCUCCUGGAAUCAUGAUAUAGCACUGAAGAUGGAAAUAUACGGCUGCAUUCCUCCCUCUAUACCCAAUAUGCCAACCUCCAAGCCGCCGAUUGAUGCCUCAUCGCCUAUGAUGUCAUCUUCAGUGACGUCACCUUCGUCUCCUGUGACGCCAUCAGACACUGUCCCUUCCCCUGCAGGACAGGAAGGCAUGUCUGGAGGUACGAUCGCAGGGAUCGUUGUGGCCGUUCUGUUGGUGGUGACGGUUAUUGUGCUUGUGUCGUUGUUUUGCUUCAAAAGGAAUCGAGGGAGCGGCGAGAGAAAGGCUGUCGUGUGUCCAUCGGAUGGUGAGCCUGCCGACUUCCUCAACCCAACCUAUGAUGGCCUGCAUUCGGACGAUAGCGACGUGUUCACGACCAAGCUGUGAAGCCAUCACCGCCACGUCAUCAGCGGUCAUCAAACCAUUCGUGUCGUCAUUCCUGCCGUCAAUGUUCAGAAUACAUUUAGGCUCUUACUGAUAGUGAAUAAUUAGAGAGUGUUCAUUAAAUACACCGAGGGAGUGGAGGGAAAUUUUUAGCCACCAAAAAGGGGGGGGCUCUGAUUUUUUUAGGAUCCAUACAUUUCAGCUUUGAUAUUUUACUGAUAUGAUCUAAUUUGUAGCACAAUUAAGCCUAAUGACAAAUGUAUUUAAUUUAUAACUGUCUUUAUAAGUCAUUAUAUAGAUACUUCCAAACAGUUGGAUUUACCGAAACAGUUUAUUAUCAGAAUAUCAGGAACAAAUUGAAAUAAACUUCUAAACAGUGGUGGAGCAUGCAAAUCCUUAUUAAGUGGCGAUUCUCGGCAGCCUCAAAUCUUCCUGUUUGAUUUUAAGAAAUCUAUUAAAACAGGAGCUGUACUGCA
This is a messenger RNA of Nematostella vectensis (starlet sea anemone), 4547 nucleotides long. RefSeq lists its product as uncharacterized. Lineage: Eukaryota; Metazoa; Cnidaria; Anthozoa; Actiniaria; Edwardsiidae. The record is from RefSeq and is a predicted model, not a curated record. Gene Ontology annotation, molecular function: calcium ion binding. The coding region runs from base 277 to 4074 and encodes 1265 amino acids. The transcript is spliced from 3 exons.